This is a messenger RNA of Caenorhabditis elegans, 1001 nucleotides long. RefSeq lists its product as uncharacterized. The record is from RefSeq and is marked reviewed. Bases 47 to 952 code for a protein of 301 amino acids. The transcript has 5 exons. Lineage: Eukaryota; Metazoa; Nematoda; Chromadorea; Rhabditida; Rhabditidae.
AGUUUUCAAUUUGUUUCCGAUUCAAUUGCAGCGAUAAGGAAAAGUUAUGGAUUCGACCAUGACCAAUUACAUGGGUCAAGAGAAUCUUCCUCCUGCAUUGAAGCUAAUCAAUGAUAAGAGUUAUCAAUAUUCGACACAUAAGCAUAAUAUUGAAACUUCUAACGAUGGAACUCUUCACUCAUACACCAUCGUCCUUUCACGUGAACCACUGGAAUCUCCGACAUCUUACAACAAAUAUCAGAAAAACGUGGAACCCGUUCAAAAGGAGAACCAAAAGCCGAAGGAUCUGAACAAGAUGACUGCAGGACCACAUAUUGCUGUCAAGAAUUCAUCCGGUCUUGUCAGUCAGAUCAGUAGUACUACAUCGAGCGAGAGGAAAAGACGUACUCUGGCCAGACCGUCGAGUUCUUCGGAGAGUGAUUUGAAAGUCGGAAAUAUUCAACAAUCGAAUCAGUAUUUUACUCUUCCGUCGGUAAUGAAGCCAUCUGCACUUUCUACGGAAGAUCCAAAGAAGGUGAUUGUUCAAUCGAAUACUUCUUCUUCAUCCAUGUCUGAUGCUUCUUCUAAGAAAAGUCUUCCGACUUAUACAUACUUAUCGGGACAUACGACAGGAUCUGCUAGAUACGUUACAAUGGUUAAUGUCAAGUUUCUGCUUCUUCAUUGUGAUGUACUCCAAAGACGUGCUCAGUCCAUGUUUACUGACGAGUUUCCCUCGGACUGUCGUUUGGAAGAAGUUGUUAUCAACUUCCAUCAACUCUGUUGUCGCCAACUUCUUGAUCAAAACUUCAAUCCUCGUCUGUCGUAUUGUAUCGGAGAGCUCAACUACUCGGAUUCCAAGCCAGUCUCAGCAAAUGACAUGAGCAAGACUUUGGCUCAAUUGGCUACUACACAAUCGAUUGCUCAAUUGUCAAUCAUUGUGGAUGUUACUGAGAAGAAUAUGAAGUUGAAGUGAGACUAUGGGAACUACAGUGAAUAUGUGAAUGAAGAUUUUGUGAUGAUUG